UUUUUUUUUCACGUCCGCUCUCUUUGUGCCUGAAAGACAGCUCUCGCUCUCACUCUCACUCAACGCCACCUGCACCUCUCCCCUUCCUGACUUUCCAAUCGACCCCUGUCCCAUUCACACUCAAGCUCAACAUAGCAAACUCGUUCUAAAUCAUACACCCACAUCUACACUUCCUCAGUAGACUUCCUCAGUAGACUUCCUCAGUAGCACACCAUUGUCAGAAAACUCAGCCAGUCUACAACUCCAAGGGACUCGGGACACUCGUUCUCGUUCGCCUGACCCCGGGUAUCACGCACAAGUCUUUUCGCCUAAUAAAACACCCUACUCAUUCAGCGACCAACACAGCAGUCAGCCUCUAAACAGCCGUUCGCGAGUCCACUAUGAGCAAAGGCGGGAAUAUCAAGGUCGUGGUGCGGUGUCGACCACUCAACAGUCGAGAAAUCGCAAAGCAAUCAGAAUGCAUCAUCCAUAUGGACGGCAACAUGACCACGAUCCGGAAACCGGACGACGGAAGCUCAAAGUCCUUUUCAUUUGAUCACUCAUACUGGUCUUUCGACAAAAACGACGCCAACUACGCAGGGCAGCAGCGUCUGUACGAGGAUCUUGGAGUCGAAUUGCUAAACCAUUCUUUCAGCGGGUACAACACCUGCAUUGUGGCCUAUGGACAAACUGGCAGCGGAAAGUCCUAUUCAAUGAUGGGAUACGGCGAAGAGCGCGGCAUUAUACCCUUGUCCUGCCAUGAGCUGUUCCGCAGGAUAGAGACCAACAAGGACCCAGCACUGAGCUACAGGGUCGAGGUUUCUUACAUGGAGAUCUACUGUGAGCGAGUGCGGGACUUGUUGAACCCAAAAAAUAAGGGUCAUCUCAAAGUGCGGGAACAUCCUUCGCUCGGACCCUAUGUUGAGGAUCUCUCAAAGCUCAUGGUGACCUCGUAUCAGGACAUUGCAAACCUGAUGGACGAAGGAAACAAGGCACGAACUGUUGCAGCGACCAAUAUGAACGAGACUUCCAGUCGAUCGCAUGCUGUCUUUACAGUGCUCCUCACCCAAAAGCGACAUGAUCUUGAAACGAAGCUGGACACUGAAAAAGUAUCCAGGAUCAGUCUAGUGGAUCUUGCAGGCAGUGAGCGAGCGAAUUCAACGGGAGCAACAGGAGCACGACUCAAAGAAGGAGCCAACAUUAAUAAAUCGUUGACGACACUUGGAAAAGUCAUCUCUGCUCUGGCGGACGCAUCCAGUGCAACUGUGACUGUACCCAAAAAAGGCGCCAAGAAGCCGGCUGAGGUCUUCAUUCCCUAUCGCGACUCGGUCUUGACAUGGCUUCUCAAGGACUGUCUAGGAGGAAAUUCCAAGACAACCAUUAUCGCAGCACUCUCACCUGCAGAUGUCAACUACGACGAAACCUUGAGCACCCUUCGUUAUGCAGACCAGGCUAAGCGAAUCAAGAACAAGGCUGUCGUGAACGAGGACCCAAAUGCAAAACUUAUUCGGGAGCUCAAGGAGGAACUUCUGGAGCUGAGAUCCAAGCUCAAUGUCUACGAUCCUUCCCACGUUGGUGGCGAUUUCAAAACCCCUAAUACUCUGGUCACCAUCGUGGAUCUUCAUGGCAACACGAGGAUACUCAGCAAGGCGCAGUUGCAGGACGAGGUCCAAGCGUCGGAAAAGAUCAUGGCCGAACUGAACGAGACUUGGGAGGAAAAACUGCGCAAAACUCAGGAGAUCCAACAGGAGCGCGAAAAGACACUUGAGGAGCUUGGAAUUUCAGUCGAGAAGGGACAUAUAGGAGUGCACACACCCAAGAAGAUGCCUCAUCUUGUGAAUCUCAACGAGGACCCACUUAUGUCGGAAUGUCUCGUUUAUCAGCUUAAACCCGGCAAUACAGUCGUUGGUAGACUCAAUUCGUCCGUGCCAGCAGAUAUUCGACUCUCAGGAAGCAAUAUCCAGGAUGAACAUUGCUAUUUCGAGAACAACAACUCGGUAGUGACACUCCACCCUGGGAAGUCCUCCAUGACCAUGGUCAAUGGAUUGCGGAUUAGCAAACCCAAAAAACUCCGGUCUGGAUUUCGCGUCAUCCUUGGCGACUAUCACGUCUUUCGAUUCAAUCACCCUGAGGAGGUCCGCCGUGAGCGAGAUUCAAUGCAGCAACAACAGAACACACCAUUGUCAAGCAUGGUCUCGUCACCAAACUCCAGGACACAGGGAAAUCACUCGAACGGGAUGGAGGAGGAUCGUCCAGAGGAUCGGCCCGACUCUCCAUUAUCUUCAGGAUCUGUACAAUCGGAAUUCGUGGACUGGAAUUAUGCCCGCAAAGAAGCCGUGAUUCACGCCCACAUGCUGUCCGAGUCCAAUAUCAAUCAGCUGAAGGACCAGGACCUGGACGUACUGUUCGACAACAUUGCAAAGAUCCGGUACAUGCGCAAGAGUGUGCGGUCCGAGAGCCGAGCAGGUUCCAACUUUGACGACGAUCUGGAAUCAAGGUCAUCGAGAUUGUCGUUUAAUGGGCGGUGGCAUGGUGAAGAUGGACGGGAGAGUCCGAUUCCACCUCUGGAGUCGUCCGCUUGGGCUCUCAAGGAGAAACUUCGGCUUGCGCAGGAGGAGGUCCAGCAAAUGACACAGCAAAAGCAGGAGUACGAGGCCAAGAUCCAGAACCUUUCCGCUGCAGAGGCCAAGUCUGACGAGCUUCUAGCGGAGAAGGCGCUUAUGGAGGAGCGGCUGCGUCAGGCCAAGGAGGAUCUCAUGAAGAAGCUGGAGCAGCAGCGGGAACAAUAUGAGAGCAAGAUGAAGCGACUAUCGUUGGCAAGCAUAUCUUCUCAUCACCUGGAGGAAUCCCAGCUAAAGGGAAAGCUUCUACUUCCAUUGUACUCGGACUAUGAGCUGAAGGUGAUCCACAAGACCCUGAAGCGGUGGAAGGAACAGAGGAGCGUACAGAUGGCCGAGACGAUCCUGACCAACGCAGUGCUGAUUAAGGAGGCAAACAUCAUCAGUCAUGAGCUUUCAAAAAAUGUUGUCUACCAGUUCACGGUCAUCGAAGAUGGACCCUUUGUCAACCCAUCAUCGUUCUGGGAGAGCGCCUCAGGAUUGUCUCAGUUCAACAGCGACGAGGAGACAUCACUCUCGAGUCUGAAGCGACCAUGUGUGGGCGUCAAAAUCAUCGACAACAAGCACCACUCGAUCUACUUCUGGUCGCUUGAGAAGUUAAUGACGAGACUGCAGCGGAUGAGGAGCCUUUACAACUUUGUCGACCGACCUCAGUACAGGAAGCAGUUCAACAUGGAGGACCCAUUCUACGAGACACCAUGUCCGAGGUUUACGUUCAUUGGAGCGGCAUCUGUCGCCUUGAAGAGUCUUCUCAGGAUGCAAUUUUUGGAGAGCGUUGUUCCAAUCAUUUGCCGGAUAACAGGAAAGGCCAUGGGUCAUUGCCGGAUAGGACUUACCCCUCUCAGCCGGAGUGAUGCCAAGAGUCGAGCCGCGCUGUCGCCAACUUCCUCAAUACCGAAUUCACCAACGGCCCUGGCACAUAGUCGGGGCACUAACCGAGGCCAUAGUCGCGAGCGGCCUCGCCUUGGCAAUGGCAAGUUGGAAGGGGUACAAAGUUUUGUUGGUGUUGGCGACCAGCUUUUAUUUGAAAUCUCGAUUCUCGCUAUCGAGGGGAUUUCCGAGCAGCAAUAUACCCAGGUGCAUGCCCAGUUCCGGCUCUCGAAUUUUGGUGGUGCGGUACCAAACUCGACAGGCGACAAGGUAUUUGCCACCGAUCCGGCGAAUAGUUUCGAGGACAAGUCUAUUUUUUUCGGCUUUACGCAGACACUCUCUAUGGUGGUGACUCAGCCCAUGCUGGAUGUGUUGACGAGCGGAAGCCUACACUUUGAGGUCUUCGGACAAGCCAGGACAGCGACCUUGGCAGCAUGGGAAAAGUGGGACGUGGACCAAGAGCUCGCCUUUCAGCAAGUACAGCAGCAACAGCAGGAGCAACAGGACGUUCAGAAAAACGGGCAUGCGCCUGUCGGAGGCGUCGUGAGUACUGGCAAUAAUCGGCCCUCGCUGGAUAGUCUCGGCUCCAUUGGUGCGGUGUCAGAUCGUCGAUCGGAGGAUGGACAGUCGAGGGUGGAACACCACGAUGUUUUGACGUUUGUCCAGCUGUGCGAGCUCGCUCCUGAUGGGGAAUACAUGCCGGUACAAGUACUCUCGAACUCGGUCAUGGACCCUGGCGCAUUCCAGUUGCGGCAAGGCCUACAGCGUCGCAUCAUCUUGUCGCUUUCACACACAUCCGGACGACAAUUUCUCUGGAGCAGCAUUUCGAACAUAAAGGUUGGUAAUGUGCGACUGGUGGAUAGCAAGGGUCGUGUCACGGAUUCUUCAUCUAGAGAAGAUAUUUCACUCAGUAUUGUGCCUGGCCAAAAAGUCGAGUAUUCAACGGAUGGGACCAGCGAAUUAGUUAUUCAGGCUUCUUGGGACAGCACACUUCACGAGUCGCAGCACCUGAACAGGGUCACAGUAUCUGGCACUCGGGUGGUGAUGACAGUCAGCUGGUGUGUAGAGGCUGAGCGCUGUCCAGAGCCCAUUCGGUUCCAGAUGGAUGUUGCAGCUCAGAUUCAGGAGCGAGAGGCGAGAGCACCAUCAAAGUUGACAUCCUUCCUUGCAUCUACAAGGCUUCUUUCGCGAAUGAGUGGAUUGUUCCUGCUCUCACUCAAGCCGAUUGUCACUAAAAAGGCGUCAGAGCUCUGGCGAAUGAACACGGCAGGCGAAUACGUUCGUGGCGAAGAGUUUUUGGCAGGCUGGAAGCCUAGGAGUGUGUCGCUUGUGAGCGGAUUUCAAGCAAGGACAGCCCUAAUCAACAGGCAAGAGGAGGUGGAGAAGGUGAGGCAGCAUUUGCAGCUCCAAAGCGUCAAGGUCGAAGAUGGGGAGGGCACCGAAAGCGAUAGUUCGAUUGCGAACGGCAGUAUCAAUGGCGAGCUGGAUUCGCGCUCACGGGAGUUACUGGAGAGGAUGGUGCGACUAUGGAGGCGGAAAUCGAUUACAGUUGAGCAGCUUCUUUCGAGCCGCAACUCGGACUCAACAGACGACCAAGAUGAUAUUUCAAACGCAAAAUCCUCUCGGCCAGCUCUGCGCUUCCACUCUGAGGUCAAGUUCAUUACUAAGAGUGAGAAUGUGUCCAAGAAGGGUUAUUUACAUUACCCCGAGUUCAAGGACGAUGUUUGGGUCAAGCGAUACUUUGUGAUCCGCCGUCCGUACAUGUACAUAUAUGCCAAUAGCUCGGAGACAGAGGAGCUCACUGUUCUGAACCUGACCCAGGUGCGCGUCGAUUACAAACAAGACCUGGAAGAGAUGCUGAACCGCCAGUACGUGUUUGCGAUCUACACCGUCAAUAACGCGUACCUUUUACAGGCUCCCUCUCGCGACGAGAUGUGCUCUUGGCUUAAUCAGCUCGAUCAGUUCUUCAACCUCUCGCAGAUUCCCAGCUAGUGUUGGCGCCUUUUUAAUAAUUACCCGCCUCCACCGCUUACUUCGCUCAGCUUCGAUGUAUACAUACCAUAUUAACCCAUGCCAUGCAGCCUUACUCACCUCUCGUCAAGCGCACGCUUUAACAGUGUAAAAAUAUAUUUCUUGCCAUAAAUUUCAUAAACC
Messenger RNA from Gamsiella multidivaricata, 5621 nucleotides. RefSeq lists its product as uncharacterized. Gene Ontology annotation, molecular function: ATP binding; microtubule motor activity; ATP hydrolysis activity. Gene Ontology annotation, biological process: cytoskeleton-dependent intracellular transport; microtubule-based movement. The coding region runs from base 381 to 5459 and encodes 1692 amino acids. Gene Ontology annotation, cellular component: kinesin complex; microtubule. The transcript has 10 exons. The record is from RefSeq and is a predicted model, not a curated record. NCBI's taxonomy places the organism in Eukaryota, Fungi, Mortierellomycota, Mortierellomycetes, Mortierellales, Mortierellaceae.